Molecule: messenger RNA, 568 nt
Organism: Anopheles bellator
Lineage: Eukaryota; Metazoa; Arthropoda; Insecta; Diptera; Culicidae
Product: probable salivary secreted peptide
Exons: 2
Coding region: 63-419 (118 amino acids)
Source: RefSeq, a predicted model, not a curated record
AACGCUCCGUUGCGCUCCGUGUCCAACUAAAAGGUGACCACAAGUCAAAAAGACAAGGCAAAAUGAGUGGAAAAGUCGUGACGGUCGCGGUAGUGCUGAUGUUCGCUUGUCUGGUCGCCAGCCAGAGUAACCACUUCUACUGGGGUGUCCGGGAUCCGCGCGAUGUCCUGCUGAACCGUACCAUCGCGGUCACGUCCGGUACGUUCUUGCGGGUUAAGUCCAUUGACCUCGAGUAUCCGAUCAAGGGUCAGCUUGGGCGCAACAUAUCGGCCAUCACGGUGCUCGAUCAGGAAAUCAACGGGAACGGUGGCUACGCCAGUCUUUAUAACGGUGGAGUUGGCUACAACCAUGUAAAGGUUCACCUGAAAUCACAGCGAAGCCACGGUUACAACUUUAUCGUGGAGAUUUAUGGUCGAUAGGAGCCCACAAAUGGGUUCCGGAAAGAAAACGGAAAACAACUUCGGUCAAGGACUUGCCAUUUGCCAGGACAGUGGUCAGUGAUGCGCCAUCUAAUUAGAAGAUAUAUUUAUGUACUAGAGUAUUGAUAAUAAAGAAACAUCUAUGCUAA